Messenger RNA from Mercenaria mercenaria, 3372 nucleotides. Its product is annotated as interaptin-like. Lineage: Eukaryota; Metazoa; Mollusca; Bivalvia; Venerida; Veneridae. The record is from RefSeq and is a predicted model, not a curated record. Bases 522 to 2759 code for a protein of 745 amino acids. The transcript is spliced from 7 exons.
UUACUUAAAGUUUGUCAAAUGUUUUUAUGUUUGUAUGUUUAUCGUUUACCUAUACAUACGCUGUUGUAGAAGGCAGCGUUGUGGGAAUGUGUAUGAUAGCUCUUGUUUUAUUUUUAUUUUUUUUUUAUUUUUUCAUUACACAAUGCAUAGAAUCGGCUAGAAUUAUUUACAUUAAAAGUUUUAGGAUAUUUAACGUUUACUAAUAUGUACAUGUCGUUAGCCAUUGAAUAUAUUUAUGAAGUUUUCAAUGCUUUAUAAAGAGAUUGAUUUUAUGGGACUACCGUUAGCUAUAAUAGCCAAAAAUGCCAUUAAGUUAUGAUAUUGACAAAUAUAUUGAUCGUAAAAAUUUAAUGUUAAAUUAAUCCAAUAAGGAUAAACUGUCAAUCGGAAAAAGGAAGUAAAUUAGUAUAACAGGAUAGUUCACUAUUUCAUUUUAAAAGAAGCAAAGUUGAGAACGAUUUAAACAAGGAUAUACUCUCUAAUUACAGGGCACCUUACAAAACCGAAUUACCAGGUGAACAAUGGCGUAUUCUAUGUUAGUAGGACCAUUAAAAAGAGCAAACGAUUCACUGAGCAGAAGCUUGGGACUAUUUGACACUAGCAGAGGCUUUCAUUAUAGAGAAAGAAACUACUCUAAUCCAGGUCAACGUGAAUUUCAACGACUCCAAAUUGAGUGCCAUCAGCUUAAACAACACAUGGUGCGACAGUCACAAAUUUAUGCUGAUCGUGUAAAUUGUUUAGAAGAAGUAAGUAAUGAAGUCAUCAGGUUACAACAAUAUCAAAUUUACCGUUUGUCGAAAAAAAUACAGCGUCGUGAUCUGGAAAUAGAUGAAUUGUUAGAAAUGUUACAAAAUGAGGAAUGGAAACAGCUUAAAAUAUGUGACAAAAAUGUACUGGCAGUAAAUAAUGUUAUGGUUGAAACUGAUGAACAAAUAUGUGAUUUAAGAAAUCAGCUGCAAACAGCAUUAAACGAUAACCACGAGAAAGAGGUUAAAAUGAAGGACAGCACAGCUUUACUUAAGACGAAAAUUGCCCAACUUGAGACAGAGGUUGGACUCAAGGACCUAAAAACUAAAAAUCUAGAGAAAUUACUUGAAAGUACAAAGACAGAAAUAGAUAGUAAAACUGAGGAGCUGGCUAAACAGGAUAAACAAUUAGCUGAACAAAAACAUCAACUGCAGCAGAUGUUUAGCAAGCUACAUGCAACAGAGGAUACCACAAUGGGUGGAACUAUCACAUCCCUUGAGACGAAAAAAAAGUACAUUGAAGAAGAAAUAGAAAAAGAUCAAGAUAAGCUGUUGGACAAUGAAAAGACUGAAAUAAUUCAAAUGAACAGGCGGCUUCAAGGAACAUCUGCUAGUAAUGGAUCUGACGCUGACGGAACUAUUGCUUCGCUAAAAAAGAAAAUCGAGCAUCUUGAAGAAGAGGCUGGUGAUCAUGAGUUACAGAUUAAAAAUCUAGAGGAAUUGUUAGCUUCAGAAAGGUUGGCCAUAAGUGACAAAUAUGAAGUAGUAAGACAAGAAAUGAAAGAAAAAGACGACCAGUUACAGGAAAUGAGAGUCAAACUCCAACAGACCUUUAAACUGAUGCAUGAAAAAGAAUCUGAAUUAGAUGGAAUUAUUACUUCAUUACGGAAAGAUGUCACGAAUCUUGAAAAAGAGGUUACGCAACGUGAUCUAAAAGUCAAAGAUCUAGAGGUAAAAAGGAGUAAAGAUAUGCACAAAAGUGACAUAAAUGAACAAUUAACUAACAAAUUGUUGAAAGAGAAGGAUGAUCUGUUAUCUGCCCAGAGAAAUCAACUGCUACAUAUUACAAAAACGUUUGAAGAAAAAGAAGCUGAAAUGAAUGAAACCAUCACUUCACUCAAAAAGAAAAUUCAACAUCUUGAGGCUGAAUCCGCCAACGGCCGUGAAGUAGAAUUAAAAGGAAUGACGAAGACGUUGGGUCAUAAGAAUAUUGAAAGCGUUAACAGAAAACAACUGGAGAAAGAGAUGUUAGUACUGAAGGUCAAAUUGCAAAAUACUUUGACAAAAUUGAAAGACACAGAGACUGAGCUCGAUGAAACUAGAACUAGACUUAGUAAAGCUAUGGGAGACAGGUUGACGGAUAACAACCCAAAUAUAGCCGACCUCAGCGACAGAAAUCGCCCGACAAAACUCGCUGAAAGAUAUGCUGAGUUGUAUGAUAACCAGUGGACAGACGCAUUUGACAUUCUUGUCACCUACUUCCACAGAGAGGGAAAUGCAGUAGAAGCUCUGCUAAAGAUUCUGCAGGAUGUUAUGCGUUUCUGCCAAAUGAAGGGACAAAAACAAAUGGAGAGUUUACAGCAUGUGCUGGAAUUUUCAGACAAGCAUGACCGCAGAGACUUAUCAGCAGAUAUGCGCAAUAUCUUAAAGGUUGGUCGCAAAGCAAUGGCAUCUGUUGCUGUAGGAAACUUAUAUCAAAUGUACGUGUCACAUCUUAAAGGUUCAACUGAUAAAGCAUCAAGGAUAGCUUUAAACGUUAGCUCAUUUACACAAGAAUGUCUUGAGAUCUGCUGGCUUAUGACGAUCCAGGAUCCAUCUGUUGUAUUUGCUCCGUUACUUAGACGAGGUACACGAUUUAACACUGACCUGUUCAAGCCAUACACAAGUAGUGGUACACACGUCGACUACGUGGUCUGGCCUGCUCUACUUUUGCACGAAGGAGGGCCGGUUUUGGCAAAAGGCGUGGCUCAAGGGUACAACAAAAAAGAAAACAAAAGCCAUAACAACAAGUAAUACAACGACAACAGUUGAUAGAGAAGAUAGAUGUAGAGUUCCUUAUAGAACUGCUAAAUGCCAGUCAUACACCUGAUCUGUUGAUAAGAUUUAGGCCUACUCCUAAAGUGACUCAUUCAUGUUUUCAAGUUUUCGCAACAUUUUUUAGAACUUGUGAUUUGUAAGUGUCGCUCUUUAUAUAAAUCAUUUGAAAUAUGUUCCUUACCCAGGAAAAGUGCAACAGGAUAAAUUGGAAUUCUAUAAAGCUAACAUUUAAAAUUUGUGCGAACUGCAUUUUUCAGAUUUACUCUGAUUUGUCCUAUAAUAUCUUUCGCGAAAUGUUGAUUGACGACUUUGCGCUGACAUGCAUUUGCCCACACCGUCUAUAUUAUGAUACGAGCUUGUCAAAUAUCUUGCAAACGCUGUUUAAAAUAGUAUUACGGCGUAUAUCAUAUAAUUUAUAAGUAACACUUUAUUAGCAAUCAUUUUGAAAGUUUACUACAUAACACUCUCUAAUAUCAUUUAUUAUCUUUACUACUUUUUAUUAAUGUGACCCACAAAGAAAUCAUUAAGAUAUUUUUAUAAUUAGUUUAUACUAAUAUACUUUAUGCCGAUUGUGAAGCAAAAUCUACCA